GCACCCCUUAUCGACCGGGAGGAGCUGUUUGUGCAGAAGCUGCGGCAGUGCUGUGUGCUCUUUGACUUUGUCACAGACCCCCUAAGCGACCUGAAGUACAAGGAGGUGAAGCGUGCCGGUCUGAAUGAGAUGGUGGAGUACAUCACGCACAACCGCGAUGUGGUCACAGAGUCCAUCUACCCCGAGGGUGUCAUCAUGGUAAGAAGAGAACACACACACAAACUCAAGACAACAUGCAUGCAGUCACAAGUGCAUUCGUAAAGUAUUCAGACCCCUGGACUUUUUCCACAUUUUGUUACGUUACAGCCUUAUUCUAAAAUGGAUUAAAUAGUUUUUUCCCCCUCCUCAAUCUACACACAAUACCCCAUAAUGACAAAGCAAAAACAGGUUUUUAGUAAUGUUUCAGAUUUACAUAAGUAUUCAGACCCUUUACUCAGUACUUUGUUGAUUACAGCCUCAAGUCUUCUUGGGUAUGACGCUACAAGCUUGGCACACCUGUAUUUGGGGAGUUUCUCCCAUUCUUCUCUGCAGAUCCUCAUGCUCUGUCAGGUUGGAUGGGGAGGGUCGCUGCACAGCUAUUUUUAGGUCUCUCCAGAGAUGUUUGAUCGGGGUAAGUCUGGGCUCUGGCUGGGCCACGCAAGGACAUUCAGAGACUUGUCCCGAAGCCACUCCUGCAUUGUCUUAGCUUUGUGCUUAGGGUCGUUGUCCUGUUGGAAGGUGAACCUUUGCCCCAGUCUGAGGUCCUUAGCGCUCUGAAGCAGGUUUUCAUCAAGGAUCUCUGUACUUUUCUCUGUUCAUCUUUCCUUCGAUCCUGACUAGACUCCCAGUCCCUGCCGCUGAAAAACAUCCCCACAGCAUGAUACUGCCACCACCAUGCUUCACCAUAGGGAUAGUGCCAGGUUUCCUCCAGACGUGACGCUUGGCAUUCAGGCCAAAUAGUUCAAUUUUGGUUUCAUCAGACCAGAGAAUCUUGUUUCUCAUGGUGCCUUUUGGCAAACUCCAAGCGGGCUGUCAUGUGCCUUUUAGUGAGGAGUGGCUUCCGUCUGGCCACUUUACCAUAAAGGCCUGAUUGGUGGAGUGUUGCAGAGAUGGUUGUUCUUCUGGAAGGUUCUUCCAUCUCCACAGAAUAACUUUGGAGCUCUGUCAGAGUGACCAUCGGGUUCUUGGUUACCUCCCUGACCAAGGUCCUUCUUCCCCGAUUGCUCAGUUUGGCCGGGUGGCCAGCUCUAGGAAGAUUCUUGGGGAUCUUCAAUGCUGCAGAAAUGUUUUGGUACCCUUCCCCAAAUCUGUGCCUCGGCACAAUCCAGUCUCGGAGCUCUACGGACAAUUCCUUUGACCUCAUGGCUUGGUAUUUGCUCUGACAUGCACUGUCAACUGUGGGACCUUAUAUAGACAGGUGUGUGCCUUUCCAAAUCAUGUCAAAUCAAUUUAAUUUACCACAGGUGGACUCCAAUCAAGUUGUAGAAACAUCUCAAGGAUGAUCAAUGGAAACUGGAUGCACCUGAGCUCAAUUUCGAGUCUCAUAGCAAAGGGUCUGAAUACUUAUGUAAAUAAGGUAUUUCUGUUUUUUGUUUUUAAUUGUAAAAAAUUCUAAAAACCAGUUUUCACUUUGUCAUUAUGGGGUAUUGUGUGUAGAUUGAUGAGGAAAAAAUGAAUUUAAUACAUUUUAGAAUAAGCUUGUAACGUAACAAAAUGUGGAAAAAGGGAAGAAUACUUUCCGAAUGGACUGUACACUCUGACACAGUGUGGAAGGGCCAACAUUUAAUCACAUGUUGUGGGUGUAAACAUGCUGUCACCUCAGCAUGCCACAUCCUGACUCUGUAAUGACACAUGCCUGGCCUCGCUCAGGAUUCCACCCAGCACAGUAGGGGGAGAGAAUCGGCAUCAAACCCUUGAGGAGCUUCCAAAGUUCAUUAUUUAUUUAGGUGAUGAGUCAGAUCGAGCCAAAUCCCUCUGGAAGCCUUUAAGCCCGGCGUCUCUCCCUCUCUCCUCCCCCUGUCAUACACUCUCCCUCUCCUCUGAGUUACACCUACCCUCUCUCCUCCCUCCUGGAUUAUUCUUUCCUACCUCCUUCCUGGGGUAUUUUCUCCUACCUCCUGGGGUAUUGUCCCUCCUUCUCUGAAGUACUCUUUCCCUCUCUCCUCCCUCCUUCCCCUUGUAGUUCUCUUCUCCCCCCCCGGGGAAUUCUCUCCCUCUCUGCUUGUGACACAUUUUUUGUGCUUUGCUCAACAAGUAAUAAGUGUGCACUGGGGAAUUAUCAAUUAUCCAUCACAAAUCAUGGCCCAUACACCUGCUCUUCCUUUCAGCAUCUCUAAAUUGUUGGCAAUGCCCAACAACACUGGCCUUUUGUAUAUCUUUCACCUUCUUCCUCUCUUUCUUUGUCCUACAUUCUCUCUCUCGCCAUCGUACUGUACAUCUUCUGCUUUUCCGUCGUCCAUUACUUUCCCUCUUUCACACCAACCACCUCCUGCUCCCUUUCAUCUUGCUGCUGUCGUCUCUCACAGUGUGAGUGUUCUGGAAUGAUGCUGAGGUGCAGCUCUGGAGCUGUGGAGCCAGGCAGGCUAUUUCCAGCCUCUCUCUUUCCUCAGUGCCAGAGGGGCUCUGUGCGGCGGCAGCCUCAGGCCCAGACAGGAAGUAGGUGCUGGGGAAGCGUUGCUUUAUGUCAGCUGCAAGGAUGCUGGCAGAAGGAUGCUGCUCAGCUGCAGCUCUCCCAGUGGCAGUGUUAGCGGGGCUAACCUAAACAGCCUUUAAACAGAGUUAGCAGGGUUACCUCAAAACAGCCCUUACCAGGGCCUUUCUCAGUGGUAGGCAGAGGCCAGGGCACACUUGGGUCCUCUCUCAACACCACCUGUUUGUCAAAUGAUUUGUGCUCUGAUCUAAUGAAUGUCAUUCCUUUUGUGUGGUAUCAGAUUAUCAGAUGGAUUGUGCUGUGUUUUCCUGAAAUGUACAAUCGGAUGGUAGCUUUAGCAUUGUUGAUUGUUGCCAUGUUGUCUGACACCUCUCAUCUGCCCUGUUCAGUUUUCAAUCAACCUGUUUAGGACCCUACCACCAUCCUCCAACCCCACGGGGGCUGAGUUUGACCCAGAAGAGGACGAGCCCACACUGGAGGCUGCUUGGCCACACCUACAGGUAACGUGUUUUUUUUCUUACAUUUGGAAUUUAGACUAGGAAAAGUUAUUUCCAUGCAGUAUUGACACCCUCAUAUCACAUCAACCUUUUUUUCUUCUUCUCUCCAGCUGGUGUAUGAAUUCUUCUUACGAUUCCUGGAGUCCCCUGAUUUCCAGCCAAAUGUCGCAAAAAAAUACAUUGACCAAAAGUUUGUACUGUCUGUAAGUAUCCUUCUGGGUACAACGCAAACUGUGUUCCCUGUAACUGCUAAGCUGUUGAAAUAUCUAACCCUUUACACUCGUGGGACUUGACCUAUGUGGAUAGGGCUAAAUUGAAAUUCUUACAAAAUAAAUAUGAAAUGCAUAAACAUUGGUAGCAAUUGAAAGGGAACAGUUUGGAGAUUAUGGGACAAUUAUUAGACCAAAGUUGAGGACACAACAGGGAAUCCAAAAAUUACACUGAUUUCAUGUGCAUUUUACAUUUACUGCACUUUUUGCCGCAUUUGUUGAUAACAAAAUCUGAAAAUUCUCUGGAUACAUUCAGUAACAUGAUAAGAAUAUUCCUAGAAAUAAUGACAAGGCUUUGAGUGAGAGGACUAACUGGUGUCUCCAAGUGGCCAUGCACCUCUCCAAUGUGUGCACAGUUCCUAAGCAAUUUCAAUGCACUUUUAUGACUCAAAGAAGAGUCUUCAACUAUAAGGUGCUUUUUUGAGCUCUCCUAGCUGUGCCGUUGAGGAACUAGAGCAAACACACAGGUAGUUGUUUUGUUUGGAACACAUCCCUGCGUCCCGCCAUCAUAUAAUUACUGUUGUUGCUUACGUAAUCCAAAAACGGCAAUUGUAUUUCUCACAUGCGCCGAAUACCUUACAGUGAAAUGCUUACUUACAAGACCUAACCAACAAUGCAGUUUUAAGAGAAAUAAGUGUUAAGUAAAAAAUAGAUAAGUAAAAAAUAAAAGCAGUAAAAUAACAGUAGCGAGGCUAUAUACAGGGGGUACCGGUACAGAGUCAAUGUGUGGGGGCACCGGUUAGUCGAGGUAAUUGCGGUAAUAUGUACAUGUAGGUAGAGUUAAAGUGACUAUGCAUAGAUAGUAAACAGAGUAGCAGCAGCGUAAAAGAGGGGGUGGGGGGGACAAAAUGCAAAUAGUCUGGGUAGCCAUUUGAUUAGCUGUUCAGGAGUCUUAUGGCUUGGGGGUAGAAGCUAUUAAGAAGCCUUUUGGACCUAGACUUGGCGCUCCAGUACCGCUUGGCGUGCGGUAGCAGAGAGAACAGUCUAUGACUAGGGUGGCAGGAGUCUUUGACAAUUUAAGAAGCCUUUUGGACCUAGACUUGGCGCUCCGGUACUGCUUGGCGUGCGGUAGCAGAGAGGACAGUCUAUGACUAGGGUGGCAGGAGUCUUUGACAAUUUUUAGGGCCUUCCUCUGACACCGCCUGGUAUAGAGGUCCUGGAUGGCAGGAAGCUUGGCCCCAGUGAUGUACUGGGCCGUACCCACUACCCUCUGUAGUGCCUUGCGGUCGGAGGCCAAGCAGUUGCCAUACCAGGCAGUGAUGCAACCAGUCAGGAUGCUCUCGGUGGUGCAGCUGUAGAACUUUCUGAGGAUCUGCCAAAUCUUUUCAGUCUCCUGAGGGGUAAUAGGCUUUGUCGUGCCCUCUUCACGACUGUCUUGGUGUGUUUGGACCAUUAUAGUUUGUUGGUGAUGUGGACACCAAGGAACUUGAAACUAUCAACCUGCUCCACUACAGCCCCGUCGAUGAGAAUGGGGGCGUGCUAGGUCUUCUUCUUUUUCCUGUAGUCCACAAUCAUCUCCUUUGUCUUGAUUACGUUGAGGGAGAGGUUGUUAUCCUGGCACCACACGGCCAGGUCUCUGACCUCCUCCCUAUAGGCUGUCUCAUCGUUGUCGGUGAUCAGGCCUACCACUGUUGUGUCGUCGGCAAACUUAAUGAUGGUGUUGGCUUCGUGCCUAGCCAUGCUUGUUCUAUUGCCAACAUGACUAGAUCUUACAGUGGUAGGCUUUCAAAAUGCAAUUCAGAGAAACAGAUUGUAAUUUUGGUGCGCAUAGAAAAAAGUCAUGAGUGCAUUCAGGUGUGUGUUCUGCAGCAUAUUUCCUUCACAAUAGACAAACAGGCUCAUUCUGUUCAGAACAACUCAGGGUAUGACGCCAUGUCAUCUUGUAACUGUACAUCAAGCAUAGUCAGCAAAAACAUUAUGACAUGAGUUUUAUGAUAUGGAAAUGUGAAGUGCAUAUUUGGCUUGCUUGGAUGACAUCAAAGCGGUAUUUAUUAUAAUCCUCAACGUCUCAUCUUUCAAAAUACAUCGAGUCAUCUUAAUUUAGAGCAUUUCCCUCACUCAGACAACCAUUUUUUUGGUAAAAGUUGUCCAAUUAGCGGGAGGGAUGGGAACUUCUUGACGCGUGCGGCGCUCAUGUUCAGAACGGCUGUCAGUCAAAACGCAUACAGCGAGAGCCUGAGCUCUGACGUCAUUUAUAGCAUGUUACUGUACAGCCACUGCGUUCAAAUUUAGGCGCUAAUCAGUGCCUAAAUCUGCCAUUUUCAACCCGUAUACGGGUACAAGUGUAAAGGACUACGUGGCAAUAUGUGUAAUAUCCAGGUGCUCAGGCAGUCAGGAAUGAUGCUGUUUACGUGUGCGUAUCAAAUCAAAUUAAAUCAAAUUGUAUUGGUCAUAUACACAUAUUUAGCAGAUGUUAUUGCGGUGUAGGGAAAUGCUUGUGCAGUAGUAUCUAUAAUUCACAACAAUUUUUAUUUAUUUUAUUUUAUUUCACCUUUAUUUAACCAGGUAAACCAGUUGAGAACAAGUUCUCAUUUACAACUGCGACCUGGCCAAGAUAAAGCAAAGCAGUGCGAUAAAAACAACAACACAGAGUUACAUAUGGGGUAAAACAAAACAAAGUCAAAAAUACAACAGAAAUACAUAUAAUAUACAGUGUGCAAAUUUAGCAUGUUAUGGAGGUACACACAUCUAAAAGUAAAAUAACGGAAUUAAGAAAUAUAUAAAUAUUAGGAUGAGCAAUGUCGGAGUGGCAUUGACUAAAAUACAGUAGAAUAGAAUACAGUAUAUACAUAUGAGAAGAGUAAAGCAGUAUGUAAACAUUAUUAAAGUGACUAGUGUUCAUUAUUAAAGUGACCAGUGAUUCCAUGUCUGUAUAUAGGGCAGCAGCCUCUAAGGUGCAGGGUUGAGUAACUGGGUGGUAGCCGUCUAGUGAUGUGGGUGUACUCAAACAUUGGUCAGCUUCUGUCUCCUUCCCACACAGUAGAGAGUCAUGAGAGCUGAGAGGGAAUUAGCAGGGACCACUCUUCUCCAUCUGACCACAUGAUGCUUCCCAUCCACCGCUGCUGGGAAUGAAUAUUAAUAAGGACUUGAGUCAGCCUACUCACUUUCUGAGUACUGUCCUGGGCUCCAAACACACAUUGCUUUGCAUUAUGUUAUGGGGAAACCCAGCCGCUAUGAAAUCACAUAGCAAUCUAAUUUUGUUUUCACCGCACCACUUGAUACUGUGUGCUACAUUGUCUUGAACACUUCAGUGUGUUGGUCAAUAAAAGCUUUGUGUUUGUCUGAUGAGUAUUUUCUACCUUUGCCUGAUUGAAGUAUUUUAGCUUCUACAAUUGCAAGUGUCACAUUGUAUCUUUUGUAUUGAAUACAGUGCUAGUUUCUUGAAUACCUAUGCAUUGAUGUUUGACAUGAUCAUGCCACCCCCUUCCUCCUCACAGCUCCUGGAGCUGUUUGACAGUGAAGACCCCAGGGAGCGGGACUUCCUGAAGACCAUCCUCCACAGGAUCUACGGCAAGUUCCUUGGCCUCCGGGCCUACAUCCGCAGACAGAUCAACAACAUAUUCUACAGGUGAGAUAUGGAUUUUACACCUCCUUGUACACCAGGUAUGUCGGUCCGUAGAAAUAGAAUUACAGGUACACUCAAUGUGGCUGGCGGUCCACCUAACACAGGACACUGACUUGUUUGGGGGAUAUUCUAUUUCAAUGUGUCUGUCUUGCAAGCAGCUGCAUAGCUCGCCGUUGAAAUCUAUUCAGAGUUUGAUGGAGAGAGUCUAUCAGUUCUUGGGAGAAUAGAUAUGUAACUGCAACAAAGAAGAACUGCAAGGUUGUCAAAUGUUGAGGUUGUGAUUGAUGUAUGUAGAAAGUAAUUUGUCAGUAUAUCUGUUAUCUGUGCCAUGUAAUGUAGUUGACCUUAGCCUGGUCUCAUGUUGCAGGUUUAUAUAUGAAACCGAGCAUCACAAUGGAAUCGCCGAGCUCUUAGAAAUCUUAGGAAGGUGAGUGUACUAUCCCGUCAACACAUAAUCUCUUUUUUUAAUUUUUUUUAUAUUAAUCUAAAACAAGUCUUCCCUUAUCCCCAGCAUAAUCAACGGCUUUGCCCUGCCAUUGAAAGAGGAGCACAAAAUGUUCUUGAUCCGAGUGCUGCUGCCGCUUCACAAAGUGAAGUCACUCAGCGUCUACCACCCACAGGUACCAUAGUGCUCUGAAAGGGCCCCCUCACACAGUGUGAGGGUCAGACAUGACACUCUUAUAUCAGCUCCUGCUGAAAUGCUCUCACUCACUCUCUCUCCACAGCUGGCGUAUUGCGUCGUGCAGUUCUUGGAAAAGGACAGCAGUCUAACUGAACCAGUGAGUUUGGCGUGUCUUCAAAUGGGAAUUGUCAGCCAAAGGUCCUUAGCUGGGCAAUAUAUGGUUUUAUACAGAGUGAAUGUUAAUGUUGUGUAAAUGAUUUGACCCCCAGGUGAUCAUGGGCCUGCUGAAGUUCUGGCCUAAGACCCACAGCCCGAAAGAGGUGAUGUUCCUCAACGAGCUGGAGGAGAUCCUGGACGUCAUCGAGCCGUCUGAGUUCGUCAAGGUCAUGGAGCCACUGUUCAGACAGCUGGCCAAGUGUGUGUCCAGUCCACAUUUCCAGGUACACUACACCUGCCUCAUGCUCACUCACACUGCUGUGUUUACUCAUUCAGCUUCACUGACACAAACAUAACAGAAUAUGGCAUUGCCUUCAGGAAGGAAAAAUAACAUCACGCCAGUUUAAAGUAAUUUGUCUUAGAAUCAAGUGCGAUAUUUUGUCAUGAACAGAGUGAACAAGCACUGGAACUAUACAGUACCCACAAUGGAAGAUGACUGCCUUGGUAGAUUACAAGCGUAUUGUUUCUGAUGGCCUCCUUUGUUGUGUGCUCAAGGUGGCAGAGAGGGCGCUGUACUACUGGAACAAUGAGUACAUCAUGAGUCUGAUCAGUGACAACGCAGCCAAGAUCCUCCCCAUCAUGUUCCCUGCUCUCUACAAGAACUCCAAGAGCCACUGGAACAAGUAUGACCCCUGCAUCCAAGUCAAUUAAAAGAUCAAUGCUCCUGCUAAACUGAUGUGCCUCCAAAACAAGCCUGGCAAUUAUAACCCUGGUUGCCAUAGCUGGGUUCGCAUUUGAGAGAAGAAAUCAAUUAAUUGUUGUAAUGGAAGAACAGACAAUGCACUUUGUGCAGAAAUAUUUUUCUCCUCCUAAAAAUGGGAUACUGGAUCCUUUUGAAUAUAAUCCAUAAAAAAAUGGAUGUACAGCACUCUCUGAAAGAUGCAUUUCAAUGAUUAAUUGUAUGUUAACCUGCACAUAUUGCAUUGUGUUAAAUGCCCUUCCUAUGUCUAGGACAAUCCAUGGGCUGAUCUACAACGCCCUGAAGCUUUUCAUGGAGAUGAACCAGAAGCUGUUUGAUGACUGCACCCAGCAGUACAAGGCUGAGAAACAGAAGUGAGUCCACUGGGCAUGCUCAGAGAGGACAUCUGCAUGGUCCUCUAUUAAAUCAGCAUCUUCCCUUUAUUCCCUUGUAGAACUAUUGAUCCUCUCCCUCAAAGCACAGUAAAAUGCCAAGCUAGAUAAUUUCCUGGUUGGCUCCAACUCAAAGUUGUUUUUGUUGCUGAUGUGUUUUCAGAGAGAAGUACAAGCUGAAGGAGCGUGAGGAGGUCUGGCACAAGAUUGAGGAGCUGGCUAAGCAUAACCCUCAGGUGAUCCCCACUGCAGGUUGCCAAAAACACCACAACCCCAUCCCCAUGCAUUAUGGAACAUUCACAUCACGCUGUUCCAGGGAGUAGGCUCAGGAAAUUAGACUAUGCUAUUUAUUUCCACAUUAGACAUUUGUAGAUGGACACUGCAUAAUUGGAUUUGACUUGCUUUUUAAAAAGUGUAUUGUAUGUAAUAUCAAAUGAAUGGUCCCUAGCAACACACUUCCUGUCUAUUAUCCUGAUUCUGCAAAUACAUCCCAUAAUAUCAUUGUCGCCAGGAGCAACGGAAAGGGAGAGAAAAUAAUUAUGUUGCUAUGGUUGUGUGUGAUUGUCUGUAGAGCAAGAGGUGGAGGUGGGGAUUUUGGGGUUUUAAACAGGGUCAUGCUUUAAUUAAUUAGACUUUAUAAAGUCAUUUUUGUUCCAGAUACAUCUAAUUAUCAUCAUUGAUCAUCUCUUGUGACUGAUUCCCAUCUCCAAGGGCUCAGGCACAAAGAGCUGAAGUUUUAAUUAAGAGGAAUUGUGCUUCCAUGAAUGUAGCCAAGAUAUGGGUGUGUGUCGGUAGCUAUGUUUCCAUUAACUUGUCCAGUGAUUAUUUAUUUUGGUCGACAUUUUAGAAAUUUUGCAUAGAAAAUAGAUGCGACAAUUGCCUGCUACGGUGCGUUUCCAUGUAACUGUCUUGUGUCAAUUAAAAACAGCUGGAUGUAAUGACGUCACACCCAAAAAAGAAAAUCAGCAAAAACCCAGAUUUUCUAAUACCAAAUUGUAGUUGAAAUGUUUCCAUUAUCCAUUUAGGCAAAUUGCGCAUUAAUAAAUUGGUGACAGCCCUCCCACCAAUCUGUUUCAUGUCAGGUAGCCUGCAAAAGCCAGCAUGGAUAUAAUGCAAGAAUGUACUAAUAUUUGCCAUAUUCUAAUAAUUCUCAUGUGCCAAUGUAUCGCCACGGUCCGUGCCAUGGUGAGACUUGCAUUCCUGUAGAUCUGAAAUAAUUAAAUGGUGAAACUUGCAUCCAGCCAACCAGAAAAGCAAGGCGAAGCAAUUCGGCCAUUCUUGAAAGUCAAGGCAAUCGUUGUCCGGCAAAGAAACAUCAUUUUUAUAGUUGAAGUAUAGAUUUAGUAAGAAGUAGGCAUUUAGAAAAUAAAUGUGGAGUGGAGCUUUAUAGUCACGUGCUGACAUGCCCUGUGAACUUUCAACAUUAUUCAGCAAUCAUCAUUUAUUUGAAUAACACUGUUUCCAUCAUUUGUCGCAAUAAAGAACAUUUGACUAAAAUAAAAUCCACCCCUUUCGAACAGAUUAAAAACAACAACUGAUAGCACAUUUCUCCGAUAGCUGCUGUUUGCAUUACACGUCGCAGUGUUUUUGUUGUUGUUGCGACAUUGUGUUUGUCAAAUGAACCUGGGUCAAUGGAAACCUGCCUAAUGUCUGACUGUGAGAGAGGAAAUAUCUAUCUUUUAACCUAUGCUUUAUCUGCAGGUUACCAAACUCCGACCUGGUCUCCACCCACAAGAAGAGGUUUGCUUCUUUUCUUACUGAAUUCAAUGGGCUAUCUGACAUUGAUCUUGGUACAUUCGUGGGUGUGUUUCACAGUCGGUAUCCAGACCAGAUCCAACUAAUUUGUUUCUAUCUGUAAUUUUCCAGUACAUGAUGUACAAUGAGAGUCCGGGAGGGGUGCCCUUGUACUCCAUGGAGACGGAGACGCCCACUGCUGAGGACAUUCAGCUGUUGAAGAAGACUGUCGAGACAGAGGCCACACAGGUACAACUACCAGCACCCUUAGAGGUACACCACGCUGUCUACAUACGUCCACCUGCAGGCUGUUUUUCCAGCCUAGUAACUUCCUAACACACCUACUUACUAAUCAAUGAAUCGUCAAGGCCUUCAUUUGUUGAAUCACAGAUAUGUACUCACACCCCCCGUAACACAUACAGUACGCCCUGCAGGCUGUUGUUCCAGCCUAUUAUUAAUACACCUACCAACCAAUCAAUGAAUCAAGAAAAAACAACACUGUUUUGUUUAUUUCUUUUUCUUUUUGUCUUUCUACGUUUUUAAAGUUGUAAACGAAUGCUUCAUCCAACUCGUGUCAGUUUCAGAAUUCACCAGACCCUGUCUGUCCAUUUGAGAAGUUUCAUUGCUGUAUUGGAUAUGUAUUGGAUAUGGAUAUAAUAUGAACUUCGUUCUACGUAUAUUCUUCCAUAGGGGAUGAAGGACAUCAAGAAAGACAAGGUGUUGAUGCGGCGGAAGUCGGAGCUGCCGCAGGACGUGUACACUAUAAAAGCCCUGGAGCAGCACAAGCGAGCAGAGGAGUACCUGACGGCAAACGAGGAGGCCCUCUGACAAGGGAACAGUGGCACCCUCCAUGCCUAACUCCCCCCCCCCCCCCCCCCCCUCCUGUAUGUCUCUCAUCCAAACAAUCGCCUGCUGUACAUCUAACAGCCCCCUCUUCGCCUCCGCUCCUCAACCCCCACCACCCCUCCAUCUCUGCCGGAGAGCCCCAUCUGCAGAAAACCAGGGCCAUCACAGAGUUAGACAAGAACACACACACUCCUAUACGCACACAUAGAAACAUACAGAUAUGCACACAGACCUACAAUUGUUCCAACUUCCAAAUACUCACACAUACUUGACUACAGUGGGCCGAUCGUUAGGUUGCACGAGGACAACCAUAAUACAACAGUAGUAUUAAGUGUAAGCAUCCGUGAAGCAUGUUUCUUUGUUAUUGUUUCUGUUUCCUUUCGGAUUGGUUUUGGUUGUCCUCAUGUUCCUCCCUCCCACUGUGAUCUGCUGUGCUAAAAGAGAACGACCAAGCAUUACCUAUAGAGGGCAGUAGAGUGAGUGGUCGUCCCGCUAGCUUGUCUGUAGUGAGGGUUAUCUGAUUGGUUUGGUGGAUGAUAGGGCCAUGCUCUAGUCCAGCUGGACGUCUAGUGGAAGUAGUGGUUCUGCUCGGUAAAAAAAAACCUAGCUGUCAGUUCAUGUGCAGGGAACAUAGUACAUUUUGGGGAAGCCAAGUCUGGGACACAAAGCUUACAAGGCAAAGCAAUUAAAUGAAAUGAGAGCACUAGGAAUCAAGAUGGCUGCCUUUAUCUUAAUUUAAUGAUUUACUGUAUGUCAGUCUCUUCCAUUAAACUGUUUUUCUCACUCUUUAGUACUGUAGUUGUAGCUUCAUAAAGUCACCUCUUUGCAUCCUUAAAUCAUGGCCUUACAGCAUCUGUUGAAUUACAUUCUCCCUGUUGGUUAGUCGUAUGCUAAUAGCAUGGUUGUAAGCCUAGGUAAUUUGUGUAUGCAGGGCAUUCAGUCUGGGUCUCAACUUACUGUUGAGCGUUAGAAUAGUAGAAUACACAAGGUGCAAUUUAGAUAUUUGGUUGUGCAUCAGCAGUUUCUCUUGUUAUGUCAGUCACUGACAUUCACUCA
Molecule: messenger RNA, 12505 nt
Organism: Coregonus sp. 'balchen'
Lineage: Eukaryota; Metazoa; Chordata; Actinopteri; Salmoniformes; Salmonidae
Source: the annotation of a GenBank genome assembly